CUCUAUAUCUUACUGAAGCUACAGACACACAAAUCAAUAAGUAACAUUCAUUUCUGUUUCUUUUGAGAUGUCAGAACAUACUGAAUAUGAGCAGGAGACAGAAGGCCUUCAGAAGCAUUUAAAAGAAUUUGGACUUGACCCUGCUUAUUGGCUUCCGAAGUUAAAAGAAGAGUUGGGCAUUGUCUUUGUUCAAGCUUUGUCAUAUGUGGGAAAAGAAGACUAUGAGGAACUUUUACCGCACUGCAAAGCAAAUUGGGAGAAAAGAGCACUGAAGAAUAUGUUUAAAUUGAAACAUUACCCCUAUCAAAAGACUAACGCAUGUACAAAUAUCCAAAAUUUUGAAACAGAAUUAAAAGCAAAUUUUACAAGAUAUCCCCUUAUAAAGAGAAAAAUAAAUGAAUAUUCUGCACUCACUCAUUCACCCUUCAUUGGUGUCAUAGAAAGACUGGGGCUCAAACGUUUUUACCCCAAGAAACUGACAAUGUCUGACAUCCUGGUGAUUGACAAGUUCUCCUUACACAACUCUCAGCCAUCCAUAGAGCAGGAGCUUCCUUUUUGUUUUCUUCAAAAACUUCUCAUCGUUGACUACAGAGCAAGAGAAAUCACAAUUGAAACAACAGAAAAACAGUCAAAAUCCUCUCUAAGCAACCUUCAGAUGACAAGAGUAAUGAACGUGGAUGAUUUCUUGGAUGAAGACUGCAGUAUUCAAGGUGAUGAUAUUGCCACUGAAGAUCCAACAAGCCUUCACUUCAUGGAUGUCCAGAUGGCCGUCUAUCACUGUGUUGACAUGACCGUCUGGCAGUAUAUCACAUCCAAGUUGUCAUUUUGUCAGUUUGCUCUUCCUCUCUUGGUUCCAAACCCUUUUGACAAUCACAUUGAAUUUCCUUUAUGGUCGUUUCAACUGCUCAAGAAAAGCUGGAAGAACUUAAUUAAAUAAGAAAGUGGAUUGAAAGGAAGAAAUAAAAAUGUGUGUAAGACUCCUGCGCCAGUUGUUUCAUUUCUACGUUUAGGUCCCUGCUCUUCCUCCAAGUCACAGCUCUUAAAUGGCUUACUGAACAAAGGUAAGCACAACACUUUUUACCAUCGGGAUUGUAAGGGUGCAAGAGAGAAGAGUCUGUUCAUGGAUGGUGUUGUGGAGAUUUCAUGGUAUUGUCCGGCAAGUAAAGAGGACGAUCAGUUCAAUGAGUGCAUUGCAUUUAUGAAUCUGCGUGGAAACCCAAAAGAACAUGACAAACAAUGUGAAUUUCUGUUUGAAGUUUCAUCUGUAAAUGUUGCAGUUUUCAAAGAUUCUCAUGCAAAGGAUAGUAAAGGAAAAGAAAUUUUACACAAACUGUUGAAAUCACCAAUUCCACUGAUCUGUCUGCUUGAUGAUAAAGAAAAAGUAUCAAAAGUGAGUAAUGAGACUAAAGUGAAGAUACCACUUCUAAACAGAAACCAUGCUGAUCUUCUCCAAGAAUUGACAGCUUCCAUACAACAUCUCCUCGUCAAGUCACAGUGCUCUUUGAAUAUCCAGCAGUGUGCUGAUGUCGCCAAGAAACUUGGUGUUAAUGUGGAUGAAGACGAUAAACAAUGCAAAGAAGCCAAGGCUGCAGCAGAGAGCCUGGUGAAGCCAUUCAAAGGUCAACCCCUAUGCUCAGUUAAAGAGAAGUUCUUCCCUCUACAAGGAGAUCUGUGGCAGAACUGGUGUAAGAAAAAUAAAGAGCUCACCCGUCUACAAGUGAAGGAAAACCGAAGCCUUGAGCAGCAGAGAAGUGACAUUGAAAAUGAAAAAAAGAAACUAAGAAAAGAACAGUGUAGGAGAGCUGAUCCUCUAAAUAUGGUAAUGAAGUGCUUUAUUGAAAAUCUGAAUCCAAAGUCAUUAAAAAGUAAGAGACUCUUUCUUAAUUGGCUAGCGAGUGCUUUUGAUGAGUUAACAUUUGAUAAACGUUUUAAAAUAGAACAAGAGCUCUCUUUGAUGUGGUCACAAAUGGAGGAACUAAAAGAAAAAGGUGAAAAGACAGAUGCAGUAAAACAAGAAUUUGAGGAGAAAUCAGCAAUACUCAUGGCUUCAUCCUUUGGCGUAGAACAUGUGCUUAGAGAACUUGGUCAGAUGUAUGGGGCAGUAUUAACACAACAUGAGAAGAAAGAAAAAGUUAUGUCUCUACCAGAACUUGCUGCUGACCUCAUAAUCGCUGGAUAUCCCAUUGAGCUAAUGGAUGGAGAUGUGUCUCACGUUCCUGUGACCUGGGUGAGUGCUGUCCUUGAACAAGUUAUUGAGAAGCUGGGUGACAAAAAGAUUUUUGUCCUUUCAGUUUUGGGAAUUCAAAGCACUGGGAAGUCCACUUUAUUGAACGCCAUGUUUGGUCUUCAGUUUGCCACAAGUGCAGCCAGAUGCACCCGAGGAGCCUUCAUGCAGCUGAUUAAAAUCAAACAGGACCUGCUGGAUCUCAACUUUGACUACUUGCUGGUGGUCGACACUGAGAAACUUCGGGCUUUAGAGCUUGGAGACAAAGGCACACUGAAACAUGACAAUGAGCUUGCAACGUUUGUGAUUGGAAUUGCUAAUCUGACUCUAAUCAAUAUAUUUGGGGAGAAUCCAUCUGACAUGCAGGACAUUCUUGAAAUUGUCGUUCAGGCCUUUCUGAGGAUGAAGAAAGUAAAACUGUCACCAAGCUGCUGUUUUGUUCAUCAAAAUGUUGGUGAAAUAACAGCAGGAGAAGCAAAUAUGGUAGGAAGAAGACGGCUGGAAGAGAGACUGGACUUCAUGACUUGGAUAGCAGAAAAGCAAGAGGUGUGUGAUGUCACUCGCUUUUUAGAUGUCAUCAGGUUUGACAUCAACAGACACAUUUAUUAUUUCAGUCACCUUUGGGAGGGAAAUCCACCAAUGGCCCCUCCAAAUCCGAACUAUAGUGAAAAUGUUCAGAAACUGAAACAAAUGCUGCUUUCUGAGGAAAUGAAAGAAGGGAUCUUAAAGAUUUCAGAAUUUAAAACCCGUGUGAAAGAUCUCUGGUCUGCUCUCUUGGAUGAUGACUUUGUCUUCAGCUUUAAGAACACACUGGAGGUAGCAGCAUACAGACGGCUGGAAGAAGAGUAUGGGAAAUGGAGCUGGGAGCUGAAAGACAUGUUAAAGACUGAAAAUGAAUUGCACAACAGCAUUGAAAAUAAAAAAAAAAAAGAAAAGAGGAAUUAUGAGACACUUGCACAAGAAAUGGAGGAGUAUUUUGCUAAGGAUAAAGACAAAGACUUGAUGGUUCAGUGGAAAGAAAGGACUCGACUAAACUUUAAGGACCUGAAAACAGACCUGGUGAAAGCAGAUGAAAGAAUAUUGAAUGAGUUCAUGAAAAUGAAAGAGGGUGUCAGAAAUCUAGAAGAGCAGAAAGGGAAAUAUGAAGAAGAGCUGAUGAAAAUGAGCCAGGAGUUGGCACUGGAACUAAAAGGUAAACACUUGCAGGAUCAAGAACUUGAAAACAAAUUUGAGAAAAUGUGGACGGAGUGGGUGACUCGAGUGAAAGUGGAGAUGCCUCCUCCAAUAGAGCCACACAUAGAGAUGGAUGUGGAAAAAGUUCUUAAUGAGAAAUAUGACAUGAAAAUCAUUCGCUCCAGCAAAAACACAAAAUCAUACAAAAAGUUAAAAGAAAUUAAAUUAAAUGAUUUUUCUGUUUAUAUAAAUAUAAAACUACAAUACAAGAUUGUAAAUGCUGUCAUGUAUGUAUCACCAUUUAAGAAUGAUGAUCAGGAUCAGCAGUGCAUGAGUGACCUCACUAGCAGAAUAAAACAAGACAUUUAUGGUUACAUUAAAGAGAAAGAGGAGGUCAGAGUCAAUUACAUUCAAUGUUACAUUCAUGAAAUUGUGAUGAAAAUUGAGGAUCACGUCAAACUUUUUGACUGUAAUGGAGGGAGAUUUGACAUCAAAAAUGAAUAUCCUGCUGACAUGGCUUUGUUAUUAUGUGAAGAGGCAGUGAUACCGAGAUUUAAGGAGAUGCACUGCAUAUUUCAGAAAGCUAAUAAUCCCUUAGCAUAUCUUGACAACAAGAAGGAGGAGUACUUGAAAUGCUUUAAGUUGUUCAGCACAGGAGCGACUGCCACAACUGUGCUUGCAUUCAUUGUUGCUGAAAAACUGAAAUUAGCCAUCCGGGAGGAGGUUUAUAAAAGAAGCCUUAUCACGAUCACUGACCAAAUAAAAUAUAAUGACCCAGCUCUGAAUGGAAACCGAUCCAAUCUGGAGAAUCACAUCUUAUUGGCUCUAGUGAAAGAGCGAAACUUUAACAAGUUUAUGCAGUACAUACGGUCUCCAGAAGAGCAUUUUGCUGAGUUCAUUAAGACAUGAGAGAAGGAAUAUUUUGCACGGACAAAUGAAGAGAUCCUUUCGAUAUUUAGAGAUCACAUAAAUCAGAUAAAAGUAACUGUCUGUACAGCAUUUCUUAAGUCAGUUCAAAACUCAGAAACUGAAAAUAUUCAGAUAUCUGCCUG
Molecule: messenger RNA, 4449 nt
Organism: Erpetoichthys calabaricus (reedfish)
Lineage: Eukaryota; Metazoa; Chordata; Cladistia; Polypteriformes; Polypteridae
Product: interferon-induced very large GTPase 1-like
Molecular function (GO): GTP binding
Source: RefSeq, a predicted model, not a curated record